AUGGAUCCCUUUACCGCUUUUCCGCUGCCUCUGGUCCGUUCUGGCCUCGUUGUAGUGUGGCCCGCUGGCUCCGACCAGCCGCAGUACUUCCCCAACACGCUGAUCACCUUGGACGUGGUCUGGAAGCACUGGACCAAUCCAGACGGAACCCGCACGGCGAUUGACUACAUGGACGACGGGGGUCCCACUCCGCUGCUGGUCGAGUACGACCUCACCACCUGGCAGUACCUUGGCCCUGGUUGGGGUGCGAAUUUCGGCGUGGGUAACUUCCAGGCUGGACUGCCGGCCGCUGGGCACUACCAGACCACGGCAUUUUGGCCGCCGCCUGCUGGCUUUGACUACGAGGAUGCCGCCGUGAGGGCUAUGCAGGCUUUUUACGCUGGUCCAGCAGCAGUGAGUCGGCCGGCGCAGGGAACCAGUAGCCGGGAGGCCGCCAGGGCACAAUCCGUUGCUGGUCCGGGCCAGCAACAGCACGAGGUCAUCACGAUCCCGGACGACGAGGACGAACAGCUGGCCCCCGCCCCAGCCCCAGGCCUACUCACCCCUGAGUCUCUUCCCCCGCCGGCGCCGGUGCGAAAGGGCCCUCCUAGUGCGCUGCCCGAGCGCAAGAAGCACCUCCGGGGUACUUUUAGGUCUUUCUGUGACGCGCCCGUCAAGGAGCAGCGCGCCUUCUGCGACAAGUACUGGCCAAGCAACCAGGCCGCGCUCGAGCACGUCGAGUACCUUGGUCCGCUCUUCUUGGACUUCGACACCAGUAAGAUCUACCUGUCCUCCUGGGACAGCUUGAAGGUAACUCCCGUCCUGAACGGUAAGAAGGUCGUGUACGAGAAGGUGAGGGCUGCGGACGAGCAGAAGUUGCGGGAGAAGAGGAGUGCGGAUCUCGCACUCCUUAAUGGACUGGGAACAGCAAAGAAUGGGGAUGAGUGGAAGUGGAAGGCGAAGAAGAAGGGAAAGAAAGAGGAGCGAACGAACAAGCGGGUCAAGGUCAGCGGGCGGGGCCAGCCUACUAUCUCGCUGGUAACGCCUGAACCCGAGCAGCCACGCCCGCACCCUCCGACGCCAGAUCCGGAGGUCGAUGCAGAGGGCGACGACGACUCAAAUGCCGCCAUGCUGCAAGAGUUUGCGGCGGUGAGGGGCGAGGUGGGUGCCGGGGUAACUUCCCCAGCAGCUGAGCAGAGCACGGUGGAGGUCGGUGAUGAGGACGAAGGGUUCGAUGCGGUCAUGCUCCAAGAGUUCGCAGCGGUGAGGGGCGAGGUGGAGGAGUGUGAUGGUGAGGAAAAUGAAGAGGAAGAGGAGGAGUAG
This is a messenger RNA of Trematosphaeria pertusa, 1302 nucleotides long. RefSeq lists its product as uncharacterized. The record is from RefSeq and is a predicted model, not a curated record. Lineage: Eukaryota; Fungi; Ascomycota; Dothideomycetes; Pleosporales; Trematosphaeriaceae. The coding region runs from base 1 to 1302 and encodes 433 amino acids. The transcript is spliced from 2 exons.